Haliotis rubra (blacklip abalone) is the source of this 2147-nucleotide messenger RNA. RefSeq names its product kelch-like protein 12. Gene Ontology annotation, molecular function: protein binding. The record is from RefSeq and is a predicted model, not a curated record. NCBI's taxonomy places the organism in Eukaryota, Metazoa, Mollusca, Gastropoda, Lepetellida, Haliotidae. The transcript has 2 exons. The coding region runs from base 354 to 2144 and encodes 596 amino acids.
UUUCAACCAUUCUCAGAUAACUUCCGGGUGGAAAAGUGCGUCUGCUAUGGGAAUGUUGGUAUAUGUUCUGUAAAUAUCGUCACUACUCUUUCGACAUGAAAUUGGGUCACCGUGUCACCUUCAGUGCUUGUAUAUGUAAGUCACGUUUAUUGUGCGUGUACCGAUAAUACUGCAGAGACAUUUUCUCGUUGAAUUUGACGUCGGAAAGACAGAUCAGAAUCUACCGAGCUAGACUUGGGUCACAUGAUACUAGAGCCUGUGGUGUUAGUUCAGCAACGACGGAUAUAAAGUUGACUGGUGCGAUUCGUGUGACAGUGGGAAUUUCAACGGGAAUUCGGAAGGUAAAAUUCAUCAUGGAUGAUGAUUAUACACAACCACCCACCUCCCUUUUUGACAACUACCGCACUGAAGUAUUCAGCUAUCAUGGAAUGGAAAACUAUAGCCUCGCAUGGAACCACUUUGAAAAAUGUCGCCAACUUGGACAGUUUACUGAUAUCAUCAUUCAAGUUGAGGGAAAGGAGUUCCCAUGCCACAAGAUCCUUCUAGAUUCUUGCUGUCCAUAUUUUAGUGCGUAUUUCUCGUUCUCAGACACGGAAAAUCAGAACACUAUUUGUCUGAAAGGAGUUUCUUUAAGUAGUUUCACAAAACUGAUCGACUUCAUUUACACAGCUACAUUGACAGUAUCUGCAGAUGAAGUAAUAGAUCUUUUAGAAUGUGCAGACUUUCUCCAGUUGAGGGACCUUGUUCAUGCAUGUAGUGGCUUUCUACUUCAACACAUCAACCAUGACACCUGUCUAAAAAUCUUUCAGUUAGCAGAGGCUCAUCUUUUGCCAGACCUUAAAGAAGCAGCAUGGGAAUAUAUUCAAAACCAUUUCAAAGAUGUUGCAGAAAGUGAGUCUUUCCUCCACACGCCAAAAGAUCUCCUUAACAGAAUACUCACAAGCAGAACUCUCAAAAUGGAUUCUGAAAUGAUAGUAUUGAAAUCUGUAAUAAACUGGGUCAUGUUCAGUCGGAAUGACAGAGAGAGAGAUUUUAGUGAUUUGAUUUGUCCUCUUGGAUUCAGUCCAACAGAUGUUGAUAAUGCUGAUGUAUUGUCUUUGUAUGGCAAAGAUGUGUUUGACCAGGUGAUGAACUGUGUUGGUGGAUCCAGAAUUUCAAGAUAUGAGCAGGUGAUGGUCGUUGUGAGUCGCGACACGACUUCCAGUAAGUUUAGCACCAGUGAUAUCUUCUUCUACAACCCUGAAACCAGCAGAUGGCACACAUUGACCUCAUUUCCAUUUGAAAAACGUCAUCAUUUUGGAGUGGCUUUGCUGAACAACAAACUCUACCUUACCGGAGGGGUAACCACUGAGGUGCCUCUGUAUGAUAAACAGAAGCAGAUAUUCUCUGAGGCAUGGGAGUAUGAUGUCUUGGGAGACACAUGGCGACAGGUUCAGUCAAUGAAUGGUGUCAGGUACAACCACAGCAGUGCUACACUUCAAGACUUAGUCUAUAUUGUAGGUGGCAGAGGCAACAGGAAGAUCACAGUCAGACCUGAUGGCGAAGUAUACAACGCUGCCACAGACCAGUGGACUUCUCUCCCUGCUAUAAAAGAAGUUCAAGGAAUUGGAAAUGCCGCUCUAACGCCUCUCGAUGGCAAGCUGUACCUUCUGGGUGGUAUGCAUAGCUCUGUUGUUGCAGGGAGAAGGGAUGUGUCAUUUGACUCCUACAAAGGAGCUCAGUACUAUAACCCUUUAGACAAUGAAUGGCAUGACCUUGUGAUAUUGUCUUCCCAGAUUGAUGCUGAGGAUUUGCGUCUCAGCAGAACAGACUGUGUUGCAGUCAAUGGAUUCUUGCUCCUCAUCAAUGACCAGCCGGGCAAAAGAUUAAAACUUUACAAUCCUGUAACUAACAGACUGACUGAUUUCAUCUUGUCCCAUGGCUAUCACAAAUUUGGUGGAUGUCACCUAUUCCAAGAUCAGCUGGUGAUAUCAGGUGGACUUGAGGACAAAUUCAGGGCCCAUGACAUGGUGCAUUGCUUGGAUCUGAAUGGACCUCCAUCAGACUGGAAAAUGUUAAGUCCUCUACCAGUAUCAUUGUCUCACCACACUUGUCUUAAUGUGUAUGUGGAUCUGAAGGCACUGAAUGAUAGAGACAAUUCAUGAGAG